GAAGUUUAUUUGAUCAGUGAAAUAUCUGCGCUCGUUUUUCUAACUGCAUUGUUGAUCUACAAUAUCAAAAAUGAUGUUGUUUUCGUUGAUGAUAAACAUUUGAUGGCGUUGUUCAACGAAUAUGGUGUGGACAUUCCGGACAUUCCGGAUGGUAUUCGAACAUAUCAUCAAAUUGUCUAG
Messenger RNA from Anisakis simplex (herring worm), 180 nucleotides. The record is from the annotation of a GenBank genome assembly. Lineage: Eukaryota; Metazoa; Nematoda; Chromadorea; Rhabditida; Anisakidae.